AUGUCGUUAUGGGGGGAUGAGACUGAUUGCUUCAGGAUGUAUAGCAAAAGAAACCACUUGCUGAUUAUCAAAAAUAUAAAUGAUGAGAUUCUCAAAGUUCAUAUUGAUGGAAGGACAGGACCUGUGGCAGUCUUUGAACAUUAUCUAUCUCCUCAAUCAGAAACAGAUCAUGAUGGCAUAAACUUUUGUGUGGUGCGCUACAAAACACGGGUGUAUAAUGAAAUGCCAAAAGGGAUCCCAAUUGUGUUCCAGAUUACAGUCAAUGGAUUGGUCUAUCACAUGUACAGUACUGAGGAAGGAAACAGAAAAGUCUUGAAAUUUAAGGAAGGCAAUGCUCCAAUUAGCGUGGAAGGGAGUAUGAAGAACAUAAUCUUUUUCCAGCAGUAUUUUGAUGAACAAUAUUACAAAUUUGAAUCUGCAUCAGCACGUGGCUGGUUCUUGUGUACUGCAAACGAUAACACGGUUUCUUUGAAGGAAGUUGAGCGGAAUGACGAUGAAAUGAUAGCUGUCUGCUUGGAUAAAGUAUAA
Messenger RNA from Pristis pectinata (smalltooth sawfish), 528 nucleotides. RefSeq names its product interleukin-18-like. Gene Ontology annotation, biological process: inflammatory response; immune response. NCBI's taxonomy places the organism in Eukaryota, Metazoa, Chordata, Chondrichthyes, Rhinopristiformes, Pristidae. Gene Ontology annotation, molecular function: cytokine activity. The transcript is spliced from 4 exons. Bases 1 to 528 code for a protein of 175 amino acids. The record is from RefSeq and is a predicted model, not a curated record.